This is a messenger RNA of Pteronotus mesoamericanus, 3905 nucleotides long. RefSeq names its product dermatan sulfate epimerase like (gene DSEL). The transcript has a single exon. Lineage: Eukaryota; Metazoa; Chordata; Mammalia; Chiroptera; Mormoopidae. The coding region runs from base 210 to 3848 and encodes 1212 amino acids. Gene Ontology annotation, molecular function: chondroitin-glucuronate 5-epimerase activity; sulfotransferase activity. The record is from RefSeq and is a predicted model, not a curated record.
AGGGUCACAAGUGUACAGUGUAAGUUUUCUCUUCUUGGCAACUGUACUUGCUUAGAAUGAGCCGAAUGUCAGCUGGAUUUCACAGCAUAAGUGAUUUAUAGUCUGUUUUAUCAAGGCCUUACGUGUAUGCUUUAUACUAAGCAGAUGGGAACCACAUUGAGCACUCUGUUUGACAUGAUUGCUUAAGGAAAGGAACUCCCUGAUGGAUCAUGGCGUUAAUGUUUACAGGACAUUUCUUAUUUUUAACGUUAGUGAUGUUUGCUUUCUCUACUUUUGAGGAAUCUGUAAGCAAUUACUCUGACUGGACAGUUUUUGCAGAUGAGAUAGAUCAGUUUAAGACACAGAAAGUGGAAGAUUUCAGACCCAGCCAAAAACUGAAGAAAAGUGGGCUUCAUCCAAAUCUGUAUUUUGAUGCGGGAGAAAUUCAAUCAAUGAGACAAAAGUCUCGCACAAGCCAUUUGCAUCUUUUUAGAGCGAUCAGAAGUGCAGUGACAAUUAUGCUCUCCAACCCAACGUACUACCUACCUCCCCCCAGGCAUGCUGACUUUGCUGCCAAGUGGAAUGAAAUCUAUGGUAACAAUCUGCCUCCUUUAGCCCUGUACUGCUUGUUAUGCCCAGAAGACAAGGUUGCCUUUGAAUUUGUCUUGGAAUAUAUGGACAGGAUGGUUGGCUACAAAGACUGGCUAGUGGAGAACGCACCAGGGGAUGAGGUUCCAGUUGGCCAUUCCUUAACAGGUUUUGCCACUGCCUUUGACUUUUUAUAUAACUUACUAGAUGAUCAUCGAAGACAAAAAUACCUGGAAAAAAUAUGGGUGAUUACCGAGGAAAUGUACGAGUAUUCCAAGGUCCGCUCAUGGGGCAAACAACUUCUCCAUAACCAUCAAGCUACUAAUAUGAUAGCACUGCUCACUGGGGCCUUGGUGACCGGGGUAGGUAAAGAAUCUAAAGUAAAUUUAUGGAAACAAGUUGUGGUAGACGUGAUGGAAAAGACAAUGUUUCUAUUGAAUCAUAUUGUCGAUGGUUCUUUGGAUGAAGGUGUGGCCUAUGGAAGCUACACAGCUAAAUCAAUCACACAGUAUGUGUUUCUGGCCCAGCGCCAUUUUAACAUCAACAACUUGGAUAAUAACUGGUUAAAAAUGCACUUUUGGUUCUAUUAUGCUACCCUUUUACCAGGUUUCCAAAGAACUGUGGGCAUAGCAGAUUCCAAUUAUAACUGGUUUUAUGGUCCAGAGAGCCAGUUGGUUUUUUUGGAUAAGUUCAUCUUAAAGAACGGAGCUGGAAAUUGGUUAGCCCAGCAAAUUAGAAGGCACCGACCUAAAGAUGGACCGAUGGUCCCCUCCACAGCCCAGAGGUGGAGCACUCUUCACACUGAGUACAUCUGGUACGAUCCCCAACUCGCCCCACAGCCUCCCGCUGAAUAUGGUACUGCAAAAAUGCACACAUUCCCUAACUGGGGUGUAGUCACUUAUGGGGCUGGUUUGCCAAAUACACAGACCAAUUCUUUCGUGUCUUUUAAAUCUGGGAAACUAGGGGGUAGAGCUGUGUAUGACAUAGUUCACUUCCAGCCAUACUCCUGGAUUGACGGGUGGAGAAGCUUCAACCCAGGGCAUGAACAUCCAGAUCAGAACUCAUUUACUUUUGCUCCCAAUGGGCAAGUGUUCGUUUCUGAAGCUCUCUAUGGGCCCAAGCUGAGCCACCUGAACAACGUGCUGGUGUUUGCCCCAUCGCCCACCAGCCAGUGCAAUAAGCCCUGGGAAGGUCAGCUGGGGGAAUGUGGGCAGUGGCUCAAGUGGACCAGCGAGGAGGUUGGGGACGCAGCGGGGGAAAUCAUUACUGCCUCUCAACAUGGGGAAAUGAUAUUUGUGAGUGGGGAGGCCGUGUCUGCUUAUUCUUCAGCGAUGAAGCUGAAAAGCGUGUAUCGUGCUUUGCUGCUCUUAAAUUCUCAAACUUUGCUAGUUGUUGAUCACAUUGAGAGGCAAGACGAUUCCCCAAUAAAAUCUGUCAGUGCCUUCUUUCACAAUCUGGAUAUUGAUUUUAAGUACAUCCCAUACAGGUUUAUGAACAGGUAUAAUGGCGCCAUGAUGGAUGUGUGGGAUGCACACUAUAAAAUGUUUUGGUUUGAUCAUCGGGGCAGUAGCCCUGCUGCUAGUAUACAGGAAGCAGAGCAAGCCGCUGAAUUUAAGAAACGGUGGACCCAGUUUGUUAAUGUCACAUUUCAGAUGGAAUCCACAAUCACCAGGAUUGCAUAUGUGUUUUAUGGGCCAUAUGUCAAUGUUUCCAGCUGCAGAUUUAUUGAUAAUUCCAACUCUGGACUUCAGAUUUCUCUCAACGUCAAUAACACUGAACAUGUUGUUUCCAUUGUAACUGACUACUACAACCUGAACACAAGAUUCAGUUACCUGGGAUUUGGUGGUUUUGCCAAUGUAGCUGAUCAGGGCCAAAUUACCCGAUUUGGUUUGGGCUCUCAAGCAAUAGUCAAGCCCAUAAGACGUGAUAAGGUUCUUUUCCCCUUUGGGUUUAAAUUUAAUGUAGCAAUUGGGUUGAUUUUGUGCAUCAGCUUGUUGAUUUUAACUUUUCAGUGGCGGUUUUACCUUUCCUUCAGAAAGCUAAUGCGAUGGAUCCUAAUACUUGUUGUUGCCUUGUGGUUUAUCGAGCUCCUGGAUGUGUGGAGCGCUUGCACUCAGCCCAUCUGUGCCCAAUGGGCAAGGACGGAAGCCGAGGCUGGCGCGAAGUCUGUGUCUUCCCCAGGGCACCAUGUUGAUCUCCCCGAUGUCGUCAUUACCUCACUCCCUGGUUCUGGCGCUGAAAUCCUCAAACAACUCUUUUUCAACAGUAGUGAUUUUCUCUACAUCAGGGUCCCCACAGCCUACAUUGACAUCCCUGAAACGGAAUUUGAAAUCGACUCGUUUGUAGAUGCCUGUGAAUGGAAGGCGUCCGAUAUCCACAGUGUGCGUUUCCACCUACUCCGAGGCUGGCUGCAGUCCUUAGUCCAAGACACAAAACUGCAUUUGCAAAACAUCCAUCUGCACGAAUCCAGUAGGGGAAAACUGACCCAAUAUUUUACAUUGAGUAAGGACAAGAGAAGAAAGUCGAAGAGGAGAGAGUCUUUGCCAGAACAAAGAAGUCGCAUGAAAGGCGCCUUUGACAGAGAUGCUGAAUACAUUAGGGCUUUGAGGAGACACCUGGUUUACUUCCCGAGUGCGCGGCCUGUGCUCAGUUUAAGCAGCGGGAGCUGGACAUUAAAGCUUCAUUUUUUUCAGGAAGUUUUGGGAUCCUCACUGAGGGCAUUGUACAUAGUACGGGACCCUCGGGCCUGGAUUUAUUCAAUGCUGUACAGUAGCAAACCAAGUCUUUACUCUCUGAAGAAUGUCCCAGAGCGCUUAGCUAAAUUGUUUAAAGUUGAGAGAGGUAAAGGCAAAUGUAGCUUAAAUUCGGGCUAUGCUCUUGAGUAUGAAUCAUUAAGGAAAGAAUUAUCAAAACCCAAGUCGAACGCAGUCUCCCUGUUGUCCCAUUUGUGGCUGGCAAACACAGCAGCUGCCCUGAGAAUAAAUACAGAUUUGCUGCCGACCAGUUACCAGCUGAUCAAGUUUGAAGAUAUUAUACAUUUCCCCCAGAAAACCACUGAAAGGAUUUUUGCUUUCCUUGGAAUUCCUUUGUCUCCUGCUAGUUUAAACCAAAUAUUGUUUGCCACCUCCACGAACCUUUUCUAUCUUCCCUAUGAAGGGGAAAUAUCACCAAGUAAUACUAAUGUUUGGAAACAAAACUUGCCUAGAGAUAAAAUUAAACUGAUUGAAAACAUCUGCUGGACACUGAUGGACCGUCUAGGAUAUCCAAAGUUUACGGACUGAGCGCUGCGGGUCAGCAGAAAUUUGCACUAAUACCAACCCGAUUUGUGGACAUCGAUU